AGGAGGGGACAGCAGCACCAUGGCCCCCCAUGCGACUGCUAUCCGCCAAACCUGCUGCUGCUUCAAUGUCCGCAUUGCCACCACAGCCCUGGCCAUCUACCACUUGAUCAUGAGCUUCUUGCUGUUCAUCGAGCAUACGGUAGAGGUGGCCCAGGGCAAGGCCUCCUGCAAGUUCUCGAAGACAGGCUACCUCAGGAUUGCUGACCUGAUCUCCAGCUUCCUGCUCAUUGCCACGCUCUUUCUCAUCAGCCUGAGCCUGCUGAUCGGCGUGGUCAAGCACCGGGAGAAGUACCUGCUGCCCUUCCUGUCCCUGCAAAUCAUGGACUUCCUCCUGUGCCUGCUCACCCUGCUGGGCUCCUACAUCGAGCUGCCCGCUUACCUCAAGUUCGCCGCCCGGAGCCGCACUGGCCCCUCCAAGGUCCCACUGAUGACCCUGCAGCUGCUGGACUUCUGCCUGAGCAUCCUGACCCUCUGCAGCUCCUACAUGGAAGUGCCCACCUAUCUCAACUUCAAGUCCAUGAACCACAUGAAUUACCUCCCCAGCCAGGAGGGUGUGACGCAUACCCAGUUCAUCAGGCUGAUGAUCAUCUUCUCCAUCGCCUUCAUCACCGUCCUCAUCCUAAAGGUCUACAUGUUCAAGUGCGUGUGGAGAUGCUACAGAUUCAUAAAGUCCACGAACCUGGUUGAGGACAAGAGCAGCUCCAGGAUGCUCCAGAAGGUCAUCCUGCCAUCCUACGAGGAAGCCCUGUCUCUGCCAUCCAAAGCUCCAGAGGGGGGCCCAGCACCACCCCCAUACUCAGAGGUGUGACCCUUGCCAGUCCCCAGCCCUAUAGCUGGGAGGGGCAGAGCUGCCUUGUAAUCUGCUUCUUUGCUUUGGUGGCCCUUUGGCCUGGGUGGACCUCCCCAGCUGACUUCAGGACAAUCGGCUUGUGUCCCCCUCACUGGUCUGCUCCUCUUGUAGGGCCUGUGAGAUGCUCACAAUUGGGUCAAACCUUUAGGCUGAAUGACUUCUUGGGUCUCUCGAAAAUUCAGUCCAAC
Molecule: messenger RNA, 1038 nt
Organism: Cynocephalus volans (Philippine flying lemur)
Lineage: Eukaryota; Metazoa; Chordata; Mammalia; Dermoptera; Cynocephalidae
Gene: LAPTM5
Product: lysosomal protein transmembrane 5
Exons: 8
Coding region: 20-808 (262 amino acids)
Cellular component (GO): lysosomal membrane
Source: RefSeq, a predicted model, not a curated record